AUGGAGAGCAGCAAAGCUCCACCGCUGAGCCCCUCAGAAGACGUUCGAGAGGAAAAGGUUUACGGCAAUGUUUUUGCUGAGCUGGAAUCUGUGGAUUUGCCUUUAGGAACAACCUUGAGAUCCGUGUACGAUGACCAGCCGAACGCACACAAGCGCUUCAUGGAGAAGCUGGACGCCAGGAUACGGAACCAUGACCGAGAGAUCGAGAAGAUGUGCAACUUCCACCAUCAGGGUUUCGUCGACGCCAUCACAGAGCUGCUCAAAGUGCGAGCGGACGCAGAGAAGCUGAUGGGUCAAGUGAGCGACACCAACAGGAGGCUCCAAGACGCCGGCCGAGAGGUGUCGGCUCAGAUGGAGGAGGUCAUUCGCUGCAGGGUUCAGCAGAGGAACAUGGCCACCACUGUGGAGAAGCUCCAGCUCUGUAUUCCGGUUCUGGAAAUGUACAGCAAACUGAAGGAGCAACUGGAAUCCAAGAGACACUACGCCGCGCUGAAGACGAUGGAGCAGCUGGAGAACAUCUACAUUCCCAGAGUGAGCCAGUAUCGCUUCUGCCAGAUCAUGGCCGAAACGCUGCCCAAACUCCGCGGGGAGAUCAAGGACAUCUCCAUGUCCGACCUGAAAGACUUCCUGGAGAGCAUCAGGAAACACUCGGACAAGAUCGGCGAAGCGGCGAUGAGACAAGCCCAGCAGCACCGGACGUUCAUCAGCACCGUUCAGAAGAAGAUGAAUCUGAGCUGCGCCACACCUCUGUACAGCCUGAACGAGAGAACAGCGCUGCAGCAUAACGGCCUGAGCGCCGAGGAAGCAGUCGACGAGGACGAAUCUGAGGACGAAGUUUUGUCGGUGCAGGAUCUGGUGGACUUCUCACCUGUGUACCGCUGUCUUCACAUCUACACUGUGUUGGGUGACCGAGAGACGUUUGAGAACUACUACAGAAAGCAGAGGAAAAAGCAAGCACGGCUAGUACUGCAGCCUCAGUCAAACAUGCAUGAAACGGUGGAGGGGUACAGGAAGUACUUCAACCAGAUUGUCGGGUUCUUCGUGGUGGAGGACCACAUUCUGCACGCCACUGAAGGUCUGGUCACCCGCGCGUUCACCGACGAGCUGUGGAACAUGGCGCUGUCCAGAAUCAUCGCCGUCCUGCGCACACACUCGUCUUACAGCAGCGAUCCCGACCUGGUCCUGGAGCUGAAGAACAUGAUCGGCGUAUUUGCAGACACUCUACAGAGUUACGGUUUCUUAGUGAACAGGCUGUUCGACCUUCUGUUCGAGAUUAAAGACCAGUACAAUGAAACCCUGCUGAGGAAGUGGGCGCUGGUGUUCAGGGAGAUAUUCGAGCAGGACAACUACAGCCCCAUCCCUGUAGAGACUGAAGCGGAGUACAAGUCGGUGGUCGGUCGAUUUCCUUUUCACGACGCAGAAAUCGAAAAGCAACCGUUUCCAAAGAAGCUGCCGAUGUCCCAGUCAGUGCCUCAGAUCUACAUUCAGGUGAAAGAGUUCAUCUAUGCCAGCCUCAAGUUCUCAGAGUCACUACAUCGCAGCUCUACAGAGAUAGACGACAUGCUUCGCAAAUCCACCAACCUGUUACUGACCAGAACGCUGAGCGGCUGCCUACAGAACCUCAUCAGAAAACCUCAUAUAGGACUAACCGAGUUGGUUCAGAUCAUCAUAAACACCACCCACUUAGAGCAGGCUUGUAAAUACCUGGAAGAUUUCAUCACCAACAUCACCAACGUCUCUCCGGAAACCGGCCACACUUCAAGACUCUACGGGCUCUCCACCUUUAAGGACGCCAGACACGCAGCCGAGGGCGAGAUCUACACCAAGCUCAACCAGAAGAUCGACGAGUUCAUUCAGCUGGCCGACUACGAGUGGGGCAUGUCCGAGUCGGACGGCAGGGCCAGCGGCUACCUCAUGGACCUCAUUAAUUUCCUGCGCAGCACCUUCCAGGUUUUCACGCAUCUCCCGAGUAACACCACUGAUCAUGCUGCCAUGUCGGGGAAGGUGGCGCAGACGGCCUGCAUGUCGGCCUGCAAGCACCUCGCCACCUCCUUGAUGCAGAUGCUGCUGGACACCGAGCUCAAGCAGAUCAGCAUGGGAGCCAUCCAGCAGUUCAACCUGGACGUCAUACAGUGUGAACUAUUCGCCAGUUCGGAGCCUGUGCCAGGAUUCCAGGGUGACACGCUACAGCUGGCGUUCAUCGACCUCCGACAGCUGCUGGACCUGUUCAUGGUGUGGGACUGGUCCACGUACCUGGCCGACUACGGACAGCCCACGUCUAAGUAUCUUCGGGUCAACCCGUCCACCGCACUAGCACUUUUGGAAAAGAUGAAGGACACUAACAAGAAGAACAACAUCUUCUCCCAGUUCCGAAAGAACGACCGGGACAAGCAGAAGCUGAUCGAGACGGUCGUAAAGCAGCUCAGAAGUCUGGUGAACGGGAUGUCUCAGCACACCUAAACACCCCCGCCCCCCCCUUCCUCAUUCCAUUCCUCCUCACCUACACCCCCUGCACUUACACUAGCGCACGUGUGGAAGAGACGAGUGAGCGUUUAGUUCGUAUGUAAUGAGCCAUGUUUUAGUUUAUUUUUAUCCUUGUAUGCAACUCAGAAUGAUGCAAAGCCAAAUCAUUGGUGCCACUUCAUUCCUCGGACCAAUCGUGCCGUUGCCCUGGAUUCUUAGCACUAGUUAGCAUUUAAGUUGGGGGGCGUGUAUGUUAGAAUUGUACACGACAUUUUUUGGCUCGCUGCACAUCCACAACAAACAAGCAAGCAGAAACAUCAGCAGCUCGUCCCCUGGUAACAAGUUUUUUACUAGUUCGCUAGUAGUAAAGUUUGGUUCCACUUACCCUGCAUAGGGACGGGUCACUUCACAUCAAUAUUGGUAUAAAUUAAUGUCAUAUUUAGGGUGAUGCUGCCUAUAUUAACAGGCAUUAAAAUGAGUGUUCAGUGUAAAAAUGAUCACAUGAUCUCAGCCUAGUAGAAAACCUGAGGGGGAUUUUGGACCCUUUUGUUGGACAUCACAUCCACCACCAACUGAUAGAUAGACAGAGAAGGAGAGAGACAGACAGACAGAUAGACAGAGUGAGAUACAGAGAUAGAUAGAGAGAGAGAGAGAGGUAAGUGUUCCAGCCACUAGUACAGUUCCAAAAGCAAGUAGAAUUGGCAUCUGGUGGCCCAGUACUUCACUAAGAUGCGUUUAUUAUUAUAAUUUGUCACCUGUCUGGUAUAAAUUUGCUUUAAUAUUUAAGUUUUAAGUUUUGCAGGUGGCUAAAACAUCUUCCACUGUGUCGCUUCCCAUUUCAGAAUGAAUCGUUACUGUAUAUAUAAGGGGGGGGGGAUAUAAAGGGCGGGGUCGGUUCGCCAACCACCAACAUCUAGGCACUAAUUCCUCCCUGUGAUGUAUUUUUAAUGGCCAAAAGUGAAGUUUUGUACAUUGUGAGCCGUGAUGAAGUGUGUUCAGAGCGCUGAAUGGAUCAUGAAGUCCACACGCUGAAGGACUGAUGUUCAUAAUAUGAAUUUUUUUAAUUCUCUGUUGUGGAUCGGGAAGGACGUUUUGUGUGUGUGUGUGUGUGUGUGUGUGUGUGUGUGUAAAUAUGUCAUAAAUCAUGCUUCAGGGGCACAGGGGUCGUCUGGGGUAAAUAAAGAGACAGACUGGAGGGGAAGAGUUAAAAGACGUUGCAUGAAUGUGUGCUUUUUAUGUAUAUAUCUGAUGCUCACGAUGAAGGGACACCUCCAUCCGAACCUGACAUUAUGGAAGGGAAGGAUUUCAGCUGUAAUCUACAUUUCACUCGACACCGUCUGAAGCGAGUGCACGUGUCUGAAAUGCUCUGUGGAAUUCAGUUUUAUUUCUCGUUUAUUCAUCAUUUUUAAUUUCCUCAGGGUGAAAUGAAGCUUUUUGAGUUGAAACGCUUUUAAACGCUCACACUAAAACGAAAGAAAAGAGCAAUAAAUAAAGAAAGAAAUAAACUAGCGAGCGGGCGGGCGGCAGCUACAGAAGCAGAGCCGCGGUUCGUCGUCAGAACACUUCAUCACUUUAGUUGCUCUUGGUCUUUCAUCUGGCGAUUUGCACUGAGCGUUAUUUAAGUUUGCCUUUCCAAAUAUAUAAAUAUAUAUUUAUUCUUGUGUAAUUAAAGGAACCUUGUACAUACCGCAAAAAAAUGAAUGUAGAGUUUCUCUGCAUCGAUCUGGGGAAGAUGAUUUCCCUGAAGACGAGUAUGUAAUAUGGACUUUUAAAAUCUCAGCGAUGCUACACGUGGUCAGUAAUGGCCAGACGUUCAUCCCCUCCUUUAGUGUCAUAGAGCAGAACUGUACAGGUUAUUACAGCCUGCUGGUUAGCUGUAGCAUUCCCAGUCGUCGACUUAAUCGUGAGCUCCCGGGCACUUCAGAUGAUCUCCAGAAUGCAUUUCUUUUUCUUUGUGCGCUUUAAUAAAAUGUGAUCAGCAAAA
This is a messenger RNA of Trichomycterus rosablanca, 4447 nucleotides long. It is a transcript of the gene exoc6, whose product is annotated as exocyst complex component 6. The coding region runs from base 1 to 2460 and encodes 819 amino acids. The transcript is spliced from 23 exons. Lineage: Eukaryota; Metazoa; Chordata; Actinopteri; Siluriformes; Trichomycteridae. Gene Ontology annotation, cellular component: membrane; exocyst. The record is from RefSeq and is a predicted model, not a curated record. Gene Ontology annotation, biological process: intracellular protein transport; exocytosis; Golgi to plasma membrane transport.